Molecule: messenger RNA, 960 nt
Organism: Geodia barretti
Lineage: Eukaryota; Metazoa; Porifera; Demospongiae; Tetractinellida; Geodiidae
Source: the annotation of a GenBank genome assembly
CUGCGCGGCUGCUUCAACGGCGCGGUGCCCACCCAGCGCGGCGGGCGCACCGUGGUGCCGCUGAAGGCCAGCCACCGUGCGCGCGUGCCGGGCGUGGUGCACGAGAUGUCGGCGAGCGGCGCCACCCUCUACGUCGAACCGUUGCGCGAUGUAGAGGCCAACAACGCCGUGGUGGCCGCCCGCGACCGGUACGCGGCGGAGGUGCGGCGCGUGCUGCGCGAGCUGACCGGCGAGGUAGCGCUCAAGCGGCUCGACCUGGAGCGCGCGGUGGCGGUCACGGCCCGAUUCGACUGCGUACAGGCGCGGGCCCGCUAUGCGCGGGCUCACGCGGGCGCCGCAGCGCAGGUCGGCCCCCUGGCCCUGCACCGGGCGCGCCAUCCCGAGCUGGGCGACGCCGCGGUGCCGCUGGACCUCGCGAUGACUCCCGAUGCGCGCAUCAUGAUCAUCACCGGACCCAACACGGGCGGCAAGACCGUCUGUCUGAAGACGGUCGGACUGCUGUGUCUGAUGAAUCAGGCAGGCCUGGAGAUACCGGCCGCUCCCGACUCGACCCUGCCGAUCUACCGCGGCAUCUACGCCGACAUCGGCGACGAGCAGUCGAUCACCGCAUCCCUGUCCACCUUCUCUGCGCACGUGGAGAACUUGGCCGCCAUCAUGAACGCCGCAACCGACUGUUCCCUGGUGCUGAUCGACGAACUGGGCACCGGCACCGACCCCGAGGAAGGCAUCGCCCUGUCGCGCGCAAUGCUCGACCGGUUCCGGGACGCGGGGGUGACGGUGAUCGCCACAACCCAUCACGGCGCCCUCAAGGCAUACGCCUACACCGAGACCGGGGUCACCAACGCGUCGAUGGAGUUCGACGGCCAUACCCUGCGGCCCACGUUCCGGUCAUCGAAGGGGUUCCGGGGGAGAGCCAUGCGAUCGACAUCGCCCGGCGCCAUCGCAUGCCGCACACCGUGA